GUCACGCUCGAUUCCAAACCAGCUAAGCCCUUCUCUCUCAGUUCGAGAAAGUGCAACAUAAUCCCUCCAACCUAUAAAGAAAACCAACCACACCCUUAAUCCUUCGCAGUAAAAAAACAACUUCUUCCUUCCCUCAUCUCUCUCCCUCUAUUCUCUCCCUCUCUUCUCUUCUCUUCUCUUCUCUUCUCUUCUUUCCUUCGAUCAUCAUGCAAUCAUCGUAACAACGAUACCCUUUUCUGUUUUUUCUCUUUUCUCUUCAUCCAUGUCUUACACUUACACAUCCUCCUCCUAUCCUAUCACAUAAACAUAUAUAUAAAUACAAACACACGUAAGUAAGGAGAGAGAGAGAGAGAGAGAGAGAGAAAACACAAGCAAACUUGCAUAUAUGGCUACUAGUACUAGAGCUAGUAGUAGUUUUUUCCUUCCAAAGUUCUUUAGAGCACUUCUUCUUUGUGUUCUUCUUUUGGUAAGCUUGGGCAGUGGUGAAGGAUCAAGACAACCAGCGACACAAUGGUCUGAAGAAAGGGUCAAGCAUGGGAGGGUGGUUGCUAAAGAUAUGCCUGUCGAUCGUGCAGAAUUGGACUUCAAUUACAUGAGCAAAAGAAGAGUUCCCAAUGGACCAGAUCCUAUUCACAACAGGAGAGCUGGAAAUUCUGGUCGACCACCUGGGCAAGCAUAGGAGCAUGGGAACAAGACAACCUUUGCAGAAGAAGAAGAGAGAAUAUGUUAAUUAAGCCAUGUAGUUGUGAGAAGUGAGAGUAUAUAAAUCCCUGACCCUGAGCUUCUUAGAAUUGUAGCUUGCAAGCGGAAAUUAAUUUGUUAUGGAAAGAGUUGUUUGUGGCCUAAAGAGAAAGGAAAUUUAGUGAGUGUUUUUGUGUUUUCAAGUUUAGGGUCACAAAUUUCAAUGGAAUUGAGAUCAGUGCUUGCAUGUAAAGCAAUUAACGUACCUUUAAAGUUCAAAAGCCAGAAAGAUGUUGUAGCAACAGCAACAGCAUAAGCCAUGCAUGCUUUUGGAGGACUAUAUAUGUUAGGGGAAAAAACAAAGACUCUUCGCUUUGGCUUUGGCUUUGGCUUUGGUUUGAACACUACUGAGUUUGGUGAUUUCUGUUUUUUUUUUUCUUUUUAUUAUUAUUUAUUGUAAAGAUUAGCCAUGAGUUCCUAAAGUAAAAGUAAAUUCCACCAUUUAAAGGUGUUGGCGCACCUGUAAAA
Molecule: messenger RNA, 1209 nt
Organism: Vigna unguiculata (cowpea)
Lineage: Eukaryota; Viridiplantae; Streptophyta; Magnoliopsida; Fabales; Fabaceae
Gene: CLE26
Product: CLAVATA3/ESR-RELATED 26
Source: RefSeq, a predicted model, not a curated record